Molecule: messenger RNA, 3846 nt
Organism: Neoarius graeffei (lesser salmon catfish)
Lineage: Eukaryota; Metazoa; Chordata; Actinopteri; Siluriformes; Ariidae
Gene: niban2b
Product: niban apoptosis regulator 2b
Exons: 14
Coding region: 271-2838 (855 amino acids)
Source: RefSeq, a predicted model, not a curated record
CUAAAACUCCAACUUGGCCAUAAGGUACUGGUCCUAAGAAAGGCAGGACCGUCGGUUAGAGUUGAGGGUGUGUCACAUACAUGCUUCAUGAUGAACUGAGCUUUGGUUCCUUCUGACUCAUUUCAUUGCUUCUCUUCUUUCUGGUUUUCAGAGUAAGCAACUGGCUUUGUGUUUCAUUGUGAGGGUAAAAAAAAAAAAAGUAGCAGCUACUCUGCUGUUGAAAAGUUUUCUGAAACUCAAGCGACUGGAUACAUCUCUGAUUUGGUCGCCAUGGGGGAUUCGAUCUCAAGCCACCUGGAUGAGGGAAAACGGGAACUCAUUACAGAGAGGACAGCCGGAGUCCUGACAGAGUUCGGCCGUCUCUACGAGCAGCAAUAUGCUGUGGCCCUUUUUAACAAGGUGCGCUAUGACGUGGAGGGAGGAGGAGGACCUCAACCUCAGCUCCUGCACCGUAAGGAUCCUCUAGAGAACAAGUCCAUCUUCUCAGGGAUGCUGCUGCAGUAUAUGGAGGAAAACAAAAAAUGGCGGAAUCGAUUUCUCUUUGUCCCGGAUUCGUACAAGAUCAGCUACUAUGAAAGCAAACAGGCCCAUGAUCGAGGCCUUCACCCCAAAGGAAGCAUCAACUGUGCUGGUUACAAAGUGCUGAUCUCAAUGGAGAAGUACCUGGAGCUCCUGGACACCAGCCUUCCUGAUGUAAAAGCCAAAGUGAGUAGUUCUCCCUUCCUAAAAUGUGCCACGCAGUUCCCACUCUUCCUGUGGCACCCGUAUGCAAGGCAUCACUACUUCUGUGCAGCCACAGAGAAAGAGCAGGAGAAGUGGCACGCUGUGUUUCAGGAUUGCAUCCGACAUACCAACAACGGCCUGUCAGAGGAAUGUAAGGUUCAGACCCCAGCGUUUACAGAUGCAGUGCGACUUUACCGCCAGGCCUACGGCCAGUACGGCACCUGGGACAUGAUGUGUGGCGUACCUUCCCAGAUCCUGGCUAAUUUGGUGAUGGAGAAGCUGCUUCCUGAGCUGAGAGACCUAAUCAGUCCACGUCUGAAGGGAAAGAUGCAGGAAAGGCAGAAGAGCUGGACACUGAUCUCAGAUGCUGUGUACAGUCUGGUCCAGAGUCAGACACAGUCCCAAUAUGAGGCCAUAGUGCAGAGCUGUGAGGCAGGACGUCCCCCUCUGGAGGCUUCCAUACGCACGGACAUGGACCAGAUAAUCACCUCCAAGGAGCAUGUGACCAACAAAAUCAGAGCUCUGGUGCUGCCCAAGGCCGAAAAGCUCCUGAAGGUGAGUAUUGAGCCGUACAUCAGCUCCAUCUUGGAGGCCCUGAUGGAACCCACCAGCCGAGGCUUCUUUGAGGUGCGUGAUGUUUUCUUCAGGGAGCUGGUGGAUAUGAGCAAGAACCUGCUGAACGGUGGCAACAAAGAGAGACUGGGAGAGUAUAUGGAGAAGAUCUCUAUGCUGGCCUUCCACCCGGUGAAAAUGCAGUGCUGCUAUGAGAAGGUAGAGCAGCUGAGCCUGGAGGGCCUGCAGCAGCGCUUCGACGUUACCAGUCCGUCAGUGUUCGUCCAGAGAGCCCAGAUCCUCAUGAGAGAGCAAAUGGAUGAUGCCGUGUACACGUUCGAGCAGCUGCUCCACCAGAGUCUGGAGGGUCAUGAGGAAGAAGACCUCUGCAAAGCCAUCCAGCGGUGCCAGGAGCGAGUCAUCAAGAAAUAUGACUAUGACAGCAGCACUGUGCGUAAGAGGUUCUUCAGAGAGGCUCUUCUGCAGAUCUUUAUCCCCUACAUGCUAAAACAGCUCGCUCAGUCCUGCUCUGCUGACCUUCCUCGUUUCCAAGAGCUGAUCUUUGAAGAUUUCUCCCGUUUCAUCCUGGUUGAGAACAUCUUUGAGGAGGUGGUGCUUCAGACCGUCACGAAGGACAUCAUGAUGGCUGUGAAGGAGGCUGCUGUUCAGAGAAGACACAACCUGUACAGGGACAGCAUUGUGCUGACCAACAGCGACCCCAACCUCCACCUGCUGGCUGAGAACCCAUCCAUUGACUGGGCAGAAGAAUAUGGAGAAAAACAGGACGUGGAUGGAGAACUCGAGGGUGAAGGAGACUCGGCAGCCCAGAAGAGGCGUAGGAUGAAACAGGUGGUCUCCAUGAUCCAGGUGGACGGAACCAGCACAACGCUGCCUAACGAGUCUUGUUUGGAGGUUCCCAGUGUUCACGACAUCCCUGAAGAACAGGGUGAGGGAGAUUCUGAUGCUCAGUCCUCUUCUGCAUCUGAAAAGGCAGCACCCAUCAAAGAGGAAGUCACUGGGUCUCCGUCUAAAGAAACGGCACCUGAUUUACCCAAUGGGACUGCACCAAAUCUUGAUAAACGGGAAGAUGCGUCAAAGUCUCCACAAGACUCUGAGAGCAAGCUGACCAUAGAGAGCGCCAUCCAGCAGAUCGAGGACGCAGUCCAAGGAGAAGAUGGAGAGCAAAGUCCAGAUGGAAUCACCCCAAAGAAAACUGAAGAGACCAAAGAGGAAGCAAAGGUCGCACCUCAAAAAGAGGACCAGUUGGCACCGCCUGCAAACCAGGAUGACAAAACUGAACCAAGCACAGAGGAACCUGCAAAAGUUGAAGAAACCAUCACAGAACCAAAACAAGAAGAGCAAACAGAUGCUGCCGAGAACUCGUCAGACUCCCACUCGGAGCCCCAGCAGCACAGCACCGAUACGGACAGCGGCUUCCAGUCACCAGCCAACGAGGCGGCCGAAGAGGACGAGCUGCAGGCCGACGCUGCAACGGUGGAGGCGGGACAAGAGAAGCACAGUGACUCUGGGAAGGGAGCGGACACACUGACUACGCAGACAUAGACAUCAAUAAUUAAACUUUUUUUUUUGCUUUUUUUUUUUUUUUAAAUGGAAAACGCUAGAAACACCAGCCCAUUGCUCACAGAAGUGAUAGUUUUACAGAUGAGGGUUUUUACGGUGGUUGGUUUGUUUACACAAAACAUCUCUCGCUUCCUUUUGAGUUGAGAGUCUGUUUUUUUUCUUAAAUCAGAUCUUACCUUUUCACACUUUUUUUGCACAUAUUUGAAUUGCUGUCACUCUGGCUCGGUCAUAAAGAUUUCAUAAUGUCUCAAAUUUCAUUUGCUAAUUUUUAUGUGGAUUGUGCUGAGAAAUGGGAUGCUUUUGCCAAGAAGACUGCUUAACCCUAUAUAACUGGCUCCAUGCCUUAUAGUCUAGUAUGGCAUUGUAUGCAAUUUUAUUUGGUCGUCUUCUCCCCCCCCCCCCCCCCCCCCCCCCAGGGCUUGCUUAGGCCCAAACUGAAAACACUGAAUUUUUUUUUUUUUUUGUCGUCCUUUUUUUUUAAAAAUAAAUAUAGAUUAAUUUCUUUUGGAGCUUGACUUUUUUUUUUUUUUUGUGAAUAUCUUGAUAUUUCCUUUACUUUAAAUGGUUAAAUCUGAGCAAAUUUUUAAAAAAUAAAACCUUAUUCAGCAUGAGGUUUUACAGUUACCUUUCUGUAUACUCAAACUAAUCUCCAUUACUGCUGAUUGUGAUAUGUAGCACAUGUUUCUGGUCCAGUCCGUGUUUCACGCUGCCUGUAUUUAGGCUGAAUGCUGUGGUAACUGGAGAUUUCGAGUUUGGUGUGCUUCGACCAGGAACAUUCUUAACUAAACUAUAAACUAGGAAUAGAAAUCCUGCAAGUGUUUAUCUGGGGGCUUGCGUUUCAAACUGAAAUGACCAAACUAGUUAAAGGGUGAAUAUGUAAUUAUUGCAGUUACCUAUUGUUAAGUAUGUUUAUUUAUUAUCUGAUGCACUUCAUUGCCUUCUUUUGUUUCAUUGAAAAUGAUCAAUAAAUCAUUUAGAUUUGACACUGCA